This is a messenger RNA of Manacus vitellinus (golden-collared manakin), 683 nucleotides long. It is a transcript of the gene RAB29, whose product is annotated as RAB29, member RAS oncogene family. Bases 89 to 490 code for a protein of 133 amino acids. Gene Ontology annotation, molecular function: GTP binding; GTPase activity. The transcript is spliced from 4 exons. NCBI's taxonomy places the organism in Eukaryota, Metazoa, Chordata, Aves, Passeriformes, Pipridae. The record is from RefSeq and is a predicted model, not a curated record.
UUUUGCCCUGAAGGUGGUUCAGUGGUCGGAGUCGGAGACGGUGCGGCUGCAGCUCUGGGACAUCGCAGGACAGGAACGUUUCACAUCCAUGACCCGCCUGUACUACAGGGAGGCCUCAGCCUGUGUCAUCAUGUUUGAUGUCACCAACAUCAGCACCUUCAGCAACAGCCAGAAGUGGAAGCAGGAUUUGGACAGCAAGCUCCUGCUGCCAGACGGGAAUCCUGUGCCUUGCCUGCUGCUGGCCAACAAGUGUGACCUUUCCCCCUGGGCAGUGACAAGAGAAGAAGUGGAUCGGUUCAGCAAGGAAAAUGGCUUUUCGGGAUGGGUGGAGACUUCUGUCAAGGAAAACAAGAAUAUCAAUGAGUCCAUGAGAGUGCUGAUUGAAAAGAUGAUGUCCUCAUCCACGGGUGAUGGAAGUUCCUCCACUGCUGGGAGUGGGGAUUAUAUUAACUUAAAAGAGACCUCCCCACCAGGCUGGGCGUGCUGUUAGAGCCCCUGACACACCAUCUCCUGGGCUCUAGCAGUCAUGGUCCUUUUAUCAUCAUCAUCAUUUCUCCCUGAACUGGCUCUGGCUGGUUUUGGGGUGGUUUUUUUACAAGCUCAUGGGCUGUUUCCUGUGUAGUGAAUAUUCUUCCUCAGCAGAGCAUUGCUGCAGUGACUCGAGUGAGGAGUGGAAAGGAGAG